Messenger RNA from Colletotrichum higginsianum IMI 349063, 2385 nucleotides. Its product is annotated as OPT oligopeptide transporter. Lineage: Eukaryota; Fungi; Ascomycota; Sordariomycetes; Glomerellales; Glomerellaceae. The record is from RefSeq and is a predicted model, not a curated record. The coding region runs from base 1 to 2385 and encodes 794 amino acids. Gene Ontology annotation, molecular function: oligopeptide transmembrane transporter activity. Gene Ontology annotation, biological process: transmembrane transport. The transcript is spliced from 7 exons.
AUGUCGACCCCCGCUUCUGACACCAUCGUGAUGGGUGGACUGAACCCUGUUGAGGGCAAGGUCGUCUCGAUCCCUUCCCACCAAGCAAUCAAUGAGAAAGACAGCAUCGAUAAAGCAGCUAUCGGCAAAGAGCUCACUUCCGAAAUCCAAGCCGUCCCAGUUUCACCGCCAUCUGAUGGAGACAACCACGAGAAGGACGACAAUAGUGAUGACGCCAUCAUCAUCACCGGCGCGGACGCCUCCCGAUUUUUGCUGCCGCUCCGCGACGAUUUCGAUCCGUCUCUGACUUUCCGGAGCAUGUUCCUGGCGACCUGUCUUUCAGCUUUCCAAGCAGUCAUGAGCCAGAUUUAUACGUUUAAACCAACCAACGUCACUAUCUCCGGGACCUUCAUCGUUCUCAUUGGAUAUUUUGCCGGCAAGGCAUGGUCCAACGUUCUUCCUCGAGGCGACAAACUUGAGGCUAGUUGGAGACAGAAGAACAACCAGGGGGAUCUUCCUGCGUGGAUCAAAUUCUUCAAGUUCAUUAACCCUGGGCCGUGGGGUCUGAAAGAGCAUGCCAUCUGUUCCAUCACCGCCACUUCCGCAUCCAACGCCGCUGCUAGUAUUCAGGUGUUCGCCGCACAGGAUCUCUUCUACGAUUUACCCUUGAGCGCAACAACUGUUGUCUUGACAGUCAUCUCGAUUGGUCUGUUUGGCUACGGCAUCUGCGGAGUGAUGCGCCCCAUCGCUGUUUGGCAUGUCGAUGCAGUGUAUUGGGGCACUCUCCCUACAGUCAAGACUCUCCAGGGGCUUCACUGGCAGGAUUUGAAAAACUCAAAGCCGCUUCGGUGGUUCUGGUACAGUUUCGCUGGCAUGUUCGUGUAUGAGUUCUUUCCUGCGUACAUCUUCCCGUGGCUGAACUCGGUUUCGAUCCCUUGCCUGGCUGCAAUGAAUGCUACAGGUAGCAAGGCUGCAGUCCUCACUAACCUCUUUGGCGGGUCCAUCAACAACGAGGGCUUGGGAUUAUUCACUGUUUCUCUUGAUUGGCAAUACAUCACCUCUUUCACUACCUCUCUUCCUCUUACUCUCCAAGCUCAUUCGGCUGUCGGGUUUUUCAUCUGCUUCCUUGCUAUGCUUGGUAUCUACUACACAAAUGCCUGGGAUGCAAAGUCGCAGCCCUUCAUGUCGACACGGCUUCGAUCCGAGGAUGGUUCAACAUACCCUAUUGCCAAGGUCUUUACUGGGGGCGUUCUCAAUCAAGAAGCCCUUGCAAGAUACGGCAUCCCCAGACUCACAGGAAGUUUCGCGUAUGCCAUGUUCAUGGCUAAUGCUGCUAUUGGUGCUCUGGUUGCUCACUGCUUCUUCUUCUGGGGUGGGGAUGUCAAGCGGGCUUAUCAAAGCGCAAAAAGCGGAAGAUAUGACGAUCGCCAUCAUGAUCACAUGACGAAACACUACAAGGAGACCCCGUGGUGGUGGUAUGUCAUCGUGCUUGUCAUCAGCUUCGUCCUUGGUCUUGUCGUCGUCUGCACCCAGAACGUCACGCUUCCGGCAUGGGCGUACGUUGUCUCACUGCUCCUCGGAAUCUUCAUCGCGCCGUUGAGCACGAUCCUCUACUCUCGUUUCGGCAACGGAAUUGCAACAAACAACCUCUCGAAGAUGCUGGCAGGUCUCAUCCUUCCUGAGCGACCCAUUGGCAAUAUGUAUUUUGCUGCUUGGUCGCACAACGUCAUCUCGAACGCUGUUAAUCUUUCCAACGACUUGAAAAUGGGAGAAUACCUCAAAAUCCCCCCUAGAAUCAUGUUCCUCACCCAGAUCUAUGGCACUAUCCUGGGUGGUUUCAUCAACUACGCCGUUAUGAUCUCGAUUGUCAAUGGCAAUCGCGAGCUUCUUGUCAACAGCGAUGGUAACAGCUCUUGGAGCGGUGCAACUAUGCAGUCGUACAACACCAAUGCCACCUCUUGGGCGCUUGCCAGAUACUUGUACAAGACUGGCGGCCGGUACUCGCUCGUGCCAAUCGGCUUAGGCGUCGGCUUUGGUAUUGUCAUCAUCCACCGUAUCAUUGCAUACUUCGUUCCCAAGAUCCGGGGCUAUUCUUUAUCGGAGAUCAACCUGCCUCAACUUAUCCAAUACGCGGGCUACAUUCCUUACAACGCGUCCCAGACUUGUGUUCUCUUCAGCUCGCUCAUCAGCGGGUUCUUUGUUCAAUUUUACCUCCGCAACUACCGGCCGCGUAUCUUCAAGGACUACUCAUACCUGGUCACAGGUGCAUUUGAUGGCGCAAGUCUGACUGUUCUUUUCAUCCUAUCGUUUGCUGUCUUUGGAGCUGGCGGUCCAUCCAUCCCUUUCCCAACCUGGUGGGGCAACAAUGCUGGUGGUAACUAUGACCAUUGCCCGGCGGCGGAGUAG